GAGUAUCCCAAACAAACCCUUCUUGUUCUGGCUAUUCUUCUCUGUUUCCUUGCUCUCAUUAUAACAACUACUUCAUAAUCUUCAAGAGCUUCUUUCUUUCUUCCACCUUUUCGCAAGCAUGGAAAUUGAAGAAGUUUCGACGACUGAGAGCGUCUAUGGUGGUGAGCCAAUAACAGAUGGACCCCUCGGUGACAAUUAUGCCAGGAAAUUGUUUCAAGCCCUGGUAAGAAACCCUUCUGUACGAAGAUAUGCAUCAGACUCCGAUGAUUCCUUCAGCCAAACGAAGCCCAUUAAGAUGCUUCAGAUGGGCGUGGAUAGAAGCGCUCCUGCUCAGACGAAAUUCGAGUGGUUGCGCUCACAGCUGGUAGGAGGCGAUGUUGAAUUUGACACCCCUUUCGGGAAACGCCUCCUUACUUAUGCUGACCACACUGCUUCUGGGAGGGGUCUUCGCUACAUUGAAGAUUACAUCACCAAUGAUGUUCUUCCUUACUAUGGAAACACUCACACAGGUGAUAGUUUCGUGGGGCACAGGACGACGAAGACGGUACACGAGGCAACACAGUACAUCAAGAGUUGCUUAGGGGGUGGCAUUGACGAUGCGCUGAUAUUCUGUGGCUCCGGAACCACCGCUGCCAUCAAGCGUCUUCAAGAGGUGAUGGGAAUUGCGGUUCCAUCGAUCAUCAGGGACAGAAUGCUGAAGACCCUAAAGAAUGAGGAGAGAUGGGUUGUAUUCGUUGGGCCAUUCGAGCACCAUUCCAAUGUCUUAUCAUGGCGACAGAGCCUUGCGGAGGUGGUUGAGAUUGGGAUUAAUGAAGAGGGAUUGGUGGAUAUGACAGCUCUGAAACAUCAACUUGAGACUUAUAAAUCCACCAAUCGUCCUAUGUUGGGUUCAUUCUCAGCUUGUAGCAAUGUCACCGGAGUGUACUCGGACACUCGUGGCAUUGCUAGGCUCCUUCAUCAACAUGGUGCCUUUGCUUGCUUUGACUUCGCUGCUAGUGGUCCAUAUGUGGAGAUCGACAUGAGAUCAGGAGAGCUGGAUGGCUAUGAUGCUCUUUUCCUUAGCCCACAUAAGUUCCUUGGUGGGCCUGGAACCCCUGGCAUCCUUCUGAUGAGCACAGCUUUGUAUCAGUUGAGAUUUUCUCCCCCAUCAACUUGUGGAGGGGGGACUGUCAGCUUUGUCAAUAGCUUCUCUGAAAGGGAUACCUUAUAUUAUGAAGACAUAGAAGAGAGAGAAGAUGCCGGGACCCCACCCAUCAUCCAAAAGAUCCGAGCAGCUUUAGCUUUCUGGGUGAAGGAAUACAUUGGUUAUAGUGUGAUUGACGAACAAGAACAUGUGUUUGUAAAUGCAGUCCUCAGAAGGCUUCUCCCCAACCCAAACAUAUGGGUGUUGGGGAAUACAAGCGUAAAGCGACUAUCAAUCAUAUCUUUCCUUAUGUACACCACUACAAAUUCUUCUUCUUCAGAGGAGGGUGAAGAUGGUAGAAGAGUAAGAGACAGAGGACUCAACAUGUGGAGAGAGUCAGGGAACAAAAGAGAUAAGCCUCUUCAUGGGCCUUUUGUUGCAAAGCUGCUGAACGAUCUCUUCGGCAUUCAGUCCAGAGGCGGGUGUGCUUGUGCCGGCCCUUACGGACACCUUUUGCUUGAUGCCAACGAGUCUCUCUCCCUUGCUUUCCGAUCUGCCAUUCAGAAGGGCUAUGCUGGGGUAAAACCUGGAUGGACGAGAGUUAGCUUUCCCUACUACAUGUCCAUAGAAGAGUUCGAGUUCAUCCUAGCUGCCAUGGAAUUCGUAGCUUUAUAUGGCCAACGUUUCCUUCCGCUGUAUCAUUUCAACUGGAAGACAGGCAACUGGACCUUCAAAAAGAAAGCAUUCAUGGAUAUUCAAACAGGGGAGGAACGAGAGCUCGACUUCAGCAGAUUGUCGUUGGCCAAUAGGAUGGCUACAGGAGUGGUUAAUAAGUAUGCAUCGUACCUAGAGACUGCUAAACAUAUAGCGAAUUCCCUCCCCAAGUUCCCUCGCCCACGUAAGGUGCCAAAAGACAUUGAUCCUGGCCUUGUUCACUUCAGGGUCUAGCCCCUCUCUCUGGUGCCUUUUUGGAGCUGAACCCAGCAACGUUGAAGUAAAAUAAGUGUGGAGAGGAUUGCAUCCCGUAAUCCUUUUGCAUAGAAUUGUAUGAAAAGAAACAAAAUAAGACAAGUUUACAUCUUGUAAUCAUUCAACUGUGUAAUCUAGAUUCUUUCUUUUCAAUAAAUUCAUUAGUUAAUAUUA
This is a messenger RNA of Nelumbo nucifera (sacred lotus), 2266 nucleotides long. RefSeq lists its product as uncharacterized. The record is from RefSeq and is a predicted model, not a curated record. Lineage: Eukaryota; Viridiplantae; Streptophyta; Magnoliopsida; Proteales; Nelumbonaceae.